Molecule: messenger RNA, 4398 nt
Organism: Aureococcus anophagefferens
Lineage: Eukaryota; Pelagophyceae; Pelagomonadales; Pelagomonadaceae
Exons: 1
Coding region: 1-4398 (1465 amino acids)
Biological process (GO): protein ubiquitination
Molecular function (GO): ubiquitin-protein transferase activity; nucleic acid binding
Source: RefSeq, a predicted model, not a curated record
AUGGGCCAGAGCGCCUCCAGCGACACGUCGACCCCGCCGCCUCCGGCGGCGACGAAACCCGCGCCGCGCGCAUGCGCGAAGCCGGCGGAUCCCGCGCGCAUCGCCGCGCUGCUCAUCGAGUUCCUGCCCGCGCCGCGCGACGACGACGACGACGACGACGGCGCGGAGACCGAAGAUUACGCCAGCGACGACGACGACUCGCUCGACGACAUCGUCGAGCGAGUCGACGACCGGAGCGCCAAGCGCCAGAAGCGCCCGGCGACGCGGUCCCGGGGGACCGCGCCGGAGCGCAAGCCGGCCGAGUGCGUCGCGGCGCUCGCGGCGGCCUCGAAGGCGACGCGCGCGAUGAUCGGGCCCGGCGUGGUCGCCUGGGGCGUCGCGCGGCUCGAGGCGUCGCUCGGCGCCUUCGAGACGGGCUACGCGGACGUCGGCGGCGAGCGCGUGCACCGCGGGCCGGCGAUCGAGUUCGCGGCGCGCGCGCUCGCGAGCGCGUCGUCGCUCCGCGCGCCGACGCUGGCCAAGGGCGCCGGCCUCGCGCGCGCCGUCGCCGCGGCCGUCGGCGACGGCACCUGCGGGCCGUGCCAGCUCCGCGCGUGCCGCCUCGCCGCGGAGCUCUUCCGCGAGGGCGACAUCAUGCCGCGGCUCUGGAACGUCGCGCGCCCGGGCGCGCCGUCGCCGCGGCCGCGGACGGACGCGGCCGAGGCCGCGGACGCGCUCGCCUACGAGCUCGGCGGGCUCCUGGCGGCGGAGGCGCGCGGCGACGCGCUCAAUGCUCCCUGGGCGGCGCUCUGGCGCCAGCUCAGCGCCGCCUUCCUCUGCGACCGCGACGACGGCGAGCCCGUGCACCACGACUGCUACCCCUGGUACCACCUCGACUGCCCGCACAACGUCGCCGCCGCGGAGGACCUCGCCGCGGGCCUCAUCGCGACCUGCGUCGCGGUCGCGUCGGCGACGGCGCCGCGCCUCGGGACCUUCGAGCACGCGUACGCGCCGCGGCGGCGGUUCGUCACCUGGCUCGAGCAGCUGCCGACGGUGACGCACAGCAUCGUCGCCAUGCCGCCCUACGGCGACAAGUCCGUGGAGGAGCUCCGCCACGAGGACUACCUCAUCCAAAGGCGCGCCGACCUCGCGCGCCGCGCGCGGACGGACCCGACCGACCCGACGGUCGCGACGCGGCUCGGGGCCGUCGAGCUCGAGCUGACGAAGGCGACGCAGGCCAUGACGGCGCGCAUGCCGCCGCCCUGGGCGCCGCUGCCGGAGGACCGCGCGUACGGCCUCGGCGCGGGCGACCGCGUCGACGGCGUGCUCGCGCCGCUCGUGCGCUUCCUCGACGUGGGCCUGAGCUUGAGAGAGGACGUGCCGGGGGCCUGGCCCGCCCACACCUUCGCGGCGGCGGCCCUCGCGCUCGUCGAGCGCGCCUACGCGUGCGAGGCCGCCAAGGACGUGAUCCAGGAGGAGGACGUGAUCUGGGACGUCGCGCGGCUCCUCGGCGACGACGGCGUCCCCGACGACGCGUGCCCGGCGCGCGCGUCCGCGCGGGCCUACGCGCGCGACGCGCUGCGGCUCCACGCCGAGGCCGGCCGCGGCUUCGCCAUGCACGCGACCCUGGCCCUGCGCCAGGCGGGCGCCGUCGCCGUCGACGCCGACGGCGUCGACGGCGUCGUCCUCCGCGACGCCGGCCGCGACGCCGCGACCAUGGAGCGCGACCGGGAGCGCGACGGCGCGAUCACCGCGGCGAUCAUGAGGGCAUCGCUCGACGUGCCCGGCAGCCUGGGCCUGAUCGACGCCUACGACGACGCCUACGGCGGCGGCGGCGACUGGGCCGCGCGCGCGGCGCGCUGCGCGACGGAGCUCACCGAGGCCCUCCAGGCGGCGGACGCCGACCCGACGGAGCUCCUGCGCUGCGGCGCGUUCGAGGCGCUCGCGCGCGUCGCGUGCCACGCGGCCACGCCGACGGUCGUCGUCGCCGAGGCCGGCGCGUGCCUCGCGUGUUUCGUCGCGGAGUCGCGCGAGGACGCCGCGCGGACCUGGGCGCGCGCCAAGGGCUGGCGCUUCCUCGUGCGCGCCGUGCGCCGCGUGCGCCGGGCGACGGAGGCGAAGCGCUGGGGCGACGCCGUCGCGCCGGAGGACGACGACCGCCUCAAGCUCUUCGCGAUCCUGUCCGUCGUCGCCGCCUGCGCCGCCGCGCGGCCCCCGGAGGCGGACGCGGACGACGGGGACGACGGCGCCCGCGACGCCUGCGCCCGCGAACGGUGCGUCGACGAGCACGAGUACGCGGACGUCUGCGCCGCGCUCCUCGAGGCGACGCGGCCCGGCGGCGCGUGCGCCGAGGGCCCGCCGCUGUCCGCGGCGCUCGCCGUCGUCCUCGAGUGCAGCCUCGUCGCCCCGGGCCGGCCCGUCGUCGCGCUCGACGCCGGCGCCGCGGGCCCGGCGCUCGCGGCGCUCCUCGGCAACGGCUUCCCCUUCGAGCCGCCGCCGACGUGCCGGCUCGGCCCGGAGACGCUCGCGCGCCUCGGCGCGAAGCGCUCGGACCUCGCGACCGUCGGCGCCGCCGCGGCGGCCGUCUUCUGCGGCCAGGCCUUCGACCCGGCGUGCGCGGCGCGCGAGCCCUUCUGCCAGGCCGCGCCGUCGAUCCGCGAGGGCACGGCCCUCGUCGACGACGGCCUCGAGUGGCUCGAGCGCGCGGGCGGCGCCGUCGCCGCGCUCUUCUCGGCGCUCCGCUGGCAGGCGCCGGGCGCGCCCUUCGCGGGGCUGCUGCUCACGGCCCUCUGCGAGCACGACGCGCCCGACGACGACUACACCUUCGAGGGCGACGACGUGCCGCCGAGCUUCGCCGUGAGCCGCGCGCUCUUCGCCAAGGAGUUCGAGCGCGCCCGCGACGAGUGCGCCUGCUCGGGGCCCCGGCCGAACCCGAACCACAUCCUCCGGACCGUCGCGCGGACGCGCGGCCCCAUCGACGCGCUCCGCGACGUCGAGCGCAAGGGCGGCUUCGUCGCCGCGCGCAUCCUGCAACGAAAGCUCACGGGCCACAAUCCCACCGUCGACAAAGAGGAGCUCCGGGAGCGCGAGGCCCAGGCGGAAAGCGCCGAGGCGGAGCUGCUCGCGCUGCUGGACGACGAGGAGGGCGCGCGAGCGAGGACCGCCGCGGCCAAGAAGAAGAAGAAGAAGAAGAAGAAGGGGGCGGCGGCGGAUCAGGCCGAGGUCGGGGAGGUGGAGGGAAAGGACACCACCGGGGGUGCGCGCGACGAGUCCACCGGCGCGGAGCCGCCGCCGCGGCGCGAGGCCGCGCGCGAACCGAGGCCGCCGCCCCAGGGAGCCGGGGCUUCGGACGACGACGACGACGACGACGAUUUGCUCCUCCUGGCGCGCCAACCGACCGGCCGACCGGUUCCCAAGCCCGCGCCGAAGCCGGCCGCGCCCCAAAAGCCCGCGCAAAAGCCGAAGCCGAAGCCGACGCCGGCCGCGCCCAAGGCCGCGCCGAAGCCGAAGCCGACGCCGGCCGCGCCCGCGGGCGACGCGGAGCUCGCGCUGUUGCUGUCGCGCGAGGAAUACCUCGCGUCCGAGGAAUACGCCGCGUCCACGCCGCCGCCGCCGAGGCCCGCCGCGCCCGCGCCGCCGCCGCCGCCGCCCGCGCCGCCGGCCGCGCCGCCGGCGCCGCCGCCCCGGAGGGAGACGACGAGGCCGCCGAGGCCCGCCGCGCGCGCGGCCGCGCCGCCGCCGCCGCCGACGACGGUCUCCGGCGUGCUCGCGCGCGUCGGCCUCGGCCACCUCGAGGCCGUCUUCGAGGCCGAGGAGGUCGACUUCGAGGCCCUGGGCCUGCUGCGGCCCGACGACUUUGCGUCGCUCGGCAUCGCGCCCGCGGACGCCAACGCGAUCGUCUCGGCCCUCGCGGCGCCCGUCGAGGCGCGCUUCGCGCCGGCGCGGCGCGGCCGCCUCUCGGGCACGGUGCUCUGGUUCAACAAGAGCCACGGCUUCGUCCAGCCCGACGGCGGCGGCGCGGACGUCUUCGUCCACUUGAGCGACGUUUGUGGGGUUUUGAAGGCCGGCGACCGCGUGCUCUACGACGUGACUCGCUUCAAGGGCCGCGACAAGUGCGUCGACGUCGUCAAGGCCGGCGCCGGCGCCGCGCCCGCGCCCGCGCCCGCGGCCGCGCCGCCGCCGCCGCCCCUCCGCUGCGACUCGCUCCCCGACGAGUUCACGUGCCCGAUCAGCUUCGAGCUCAUGGAGGACCCCGUCAUCGCCGCGGACGGCCACACGUACGAGCGCCGCGCGAUCGCCGCGUGGUUCGAGCGGCGGCGCACGUCGCCGAUCACGAACGAGGCCCUGCCGAACCUCGACCUCGUCCCGGCCCACGCGAUCCGCUCGAUGAUCGCGCGCUACCGCGCGACGGCGUCGUAA